AUGUCAUCAAAAGAAGCUAUUAGAUCAAAGUUCGUUGAUGAAUUCCCAACUUUAGUUGAAGAAUUGAAACAAGUCUUGGUCAAGUAUGGUAUGCCGGAAGAAGCUAUUCAAUGGUAUGAAAAGAAUUUAAACUACAACACUCCAGGUGGUAAAUUGAACAGAGGUUUGUCUGUUGUCGACACUUAUGCUAUCUUGAAAGGUUACAACUCUGUUGACGAUUUAUCUAAGGAUGAAUACAGAAGGGUUGCCGUUUUGGGUUGGUGUGUUGAAUUAUUGCAAGCUUACUUCUUGGUUGCUGAUGACAUGAUGGAUAAAUCAAUCACUAGAAGAGGUCAACCUUGUUGGUAUCGUGUCGAAGAUGUUGGUGAAAUUGCCAUCAACGAUGCUUUCAUGUUAGAAGCUGCUAUUUAUGAAUUGUUGAAGAAAUACUUCAGAAGUGAGUCUUAUUAUAUCGAUUUGAUUGAAUUGUUCCAUGAUGUUACUUUCCAAACUGAAAUGGGUCAAUUAUUAGAUUUGAUCACUGCUCCAGAAGAAUCCGUCGAUUUAAGUAAAUUUUCUUUAGAAAAACAUUCUUUCAUCGUUAUCUUCAAGACUGCAUAUUACUCUUUCUAUUUACCAGUUGCAUUGGCUAUGUACGUUGCUGGUAACCAUGAUCCAAAGGAUUUGAAACAAGCUCAAGAUGUUCUAAUCCCAUUAGGUGAAUACUUCCAAAUUCAAGAUGAUUACUUAGACUGUUUCGGUACUCCUGAACAAAUUGGUAAGAUUGGUACCGAUAUCCAAGAUAACAAGUGUUCUUGGGUUGUUAACAAAGCUUUGCAAUUAGCUACUCCUGAACAAAGAAAACUAUUAGAUGAAAACUACGGUAGAAAGAAUUCUGAAAUGGAAGCUAAAUGUAAGAAAUUAUUCAAUGAAAUGGGUAUUGACAAAUACUACCAUGAAUACGAAGAAAAAGUUGCUGAAGAUUUGAGAGCCAAGAUUGCUCAAGUUGAUGAAUCUCGUGGCUUCAAAGGUGAAGUUCUAACUGCUUUCUUGAACAAAGUUUAUAAGAGAAGCAAAUGA
This is a messenger RNA of Vanderwaltozyma polyspora DSM 70294, 1059 nucleotides long. It is a transcript of the gene ERG20, whose product is annotated as bifunctional (2E,6E)-farnesyl diphosphate synthase/dimethylallyltranstransferase. Gene Ontology annotation, biological process: trans, trans-farnesyl diphosphate biosynthetic process. The record is from RefSeq and is a predicted model, not a curated record. NCBI's taxonomy places the organism in Eukaryota, Fungi, Ascomycota, Saccharomycetes, Saccharomycetales, Saccharomycetaceae. Gene Ontology annotation, cellular component: cytoplasm. Bases 1 to 1059 code for a protein of 352 amino acids. The transcript has a single exon. Gene Ontology annotation, molecular function: dimethylallyltranstransferase activity; (2E,6E)-farnesyl diphosphate synthase activity.